Messenger RNA from Formica exsecta, 3712 nucleotides. RefSeq names its product SH3 domain-containing protein Dlish (gene Dlish). Lineage: Eukaryota; Metazoa; Arthropoda; Insecta; Hymenoptera; Formicidae. Gene Ontology annotation, molecular function: protein binding. The record is from RefSeq and is a predicted model, not a curated record. The coding region runs from base 280 to 1476 and encodes 398 amino acids. The transcript is spliced from 8 exons.
AAAAGAGCGAGAGAGAAAGAGAGAGAGAGAGAGAGAGAGAGAAAGAGAGAAGCAACGAAAGAGCGUAGAGAACGCACAACGCAUCUGUGUUUUCGCAUCAGGCUUUAUUUCUCAACCCGAACGAUUCUUCACAUAUUGUAUUUUAUCAUAAUUCCAUUUCCUGUGUAAUACACCGUGUAAUAAGGCGACGAGAACGGAUGCGGCGCGCGUUUUGCGCGCGUCGCGACGUCUGGACCGCGAUAGACAGAGUGAGUGGACUCCGAGAACAAACCACACAGAAUGGCCUUUCUAUGUCCCGUACGCAUACGUCGCGGAAAGAAGAAAAAACCUGGAGCACAUAACUUUAAUUUGGAGAAAGACUGUGUUGGAACAGGAGGCACAGGACUUGGUUUGAGUACUAGGGUAUCAUUGCCUCCUGGAAGGAUAACUGGAAGUGCGAGUAUCGAGACUCUCGUAAGGGUCGGCAUUGAAAAGGAGAAUGGACUUUCUCCGGACAGCAAAAUGGUCAUUGUACAUGAUUUUACUCCCUGCGUUGACGAUGAACUUCAAGUCAAAAGGGGACAGGUAGUGAAUGUGCUUUACAGGGAAAACGAUUGGGUAUACGUUAUAGCAGCUGAUACGCGUAUGGAAGGCUUUGUGCCGCAUUCGUAUUGCGCACCAUACACGUCGCAGCUAGCGGAAUUGACAUUAGCUAAUAACGUGAAAAAGAAGCUGCCGCGAUCCAGCGAGAACGAUUGCGAUCUUCUUAGCACGGGCCGUUUGCAAGAGACGCAACAGACUGAUACCGGGUCAGCAUCAGAUUGCGAAAGUUACACGCGAAAUAAUAUUACCACCGCGGAUCUCAACGUCAAUCGCUCCAACAUCACGCAAUCUCAGAAUUCCAUACAGACUAUAUCAUCCCAGCCAGAUGUACAUCCCUUCUUCAAGGAUCCAUCGGCUGGAAGAUACAUUGUCCUUUACACAUUCGUGGCGCGGGACGAGAAUGACGUCAGUGUUGAGAGAGGUGAGUUUGUGACAGUGUUGAAUCGCGAUGAUCCGGAUUGGUUUUGGGUGCUACGACAUUGCGACGGUAACGAGGGUUUUGUGCCGUCCGGUUUUGUUUAUCCGGGUCACGUUCUUCAUUCUUACACAACUACCACCACAACUGCCACUACUGCUACUACGAAUACAGCGUCCACGGAGACUCAUAGUCCAGGCAAAGUUAUGAUAAAUAAUAUAACGGGAAGUGGAGAAUCGCUACAACAGAAAGGAGCGCGGGAUUUUCGGGACGAAACGACCGGCACAGAAUUAGUGGUACUUUACGAUUAUAAGGCGCAGGCGCCGGAUGAUUUAUCGGUAAAACGGGCCGAUUGGAUAUACGCGGAUCUGGGAAAUCAAACGGUAGAUGGCUGGCUUUGGGCUUAUGCACCGAAGACUCGCAAAUACGGUUUCAUUCCUAAGGCGUAUGCACGACCCCCUGCCAUGACUAGCUUAUGAUUCGGGAUAUUAAAGAUGAGAAGCCUGCUUUUACUUCUUUAAGUUGGCAAUAAUGUUGUUUUUAUUUUUUUUUUCUAUAUUGUAUAUCGUCAAGAGUUAAAAUCGAGUAAUAACUACACAAUUAAUAUUUUAUUCAAAUAUCCACUUUCCAUCAGAAAGUCCCAAGUAAGUAAAUGAAAGGUAAAUGUAAUAUUGAUUGGUCUUAAAAGAUAAACAAGAAUUCGCGUGUUUACGGGACAUGAUUUACUCAGUCUUUUUAUUUGAUUUGCCCAUUUUUCUUCUAAUUUUGAUAUUGGCAUGGGCAUACAUAUUCUUGGAACAAUAAUACUUACAAGUUAAGGGACAAAUGUAUACUUUACGCGUUAAUAUAUAACAUUAGUUUAGUGUACAAUAACAUUUACAUUAAGACUAGUACAACCAAAAGUGAUAUGGCUGAUCAGUCCCUCAUGGAGAACUAUACAGUCGCCAGCCAAAAAGACAUCGCGUGGACGUUGGGCAGCUCUCAGGGAUGUUACGGGACCCGUGUAGAUAUACCUGUAUACUACAUCGAAGUCUGUCAACUGUAUCACCGAUGUCUAAUCCUGCAACCCAGGCAAUGAUCAUAUCCUUUUCACACUGGCCUUCUCCGCUGGCGUGCACCUCCUCGCAACACUCAUAAUUGUGAUUGCUGUGCAAACGUGCAGCUAGUACUGGUAAAGGUAACCGAUUCCGAUACUUGGGGUUUAUUUGAUUACCACCGAAUAGUCUCGCUGUAGAAUGUCUUAUUGUUGCAGAAAUUUCGAUUAGUUAUUAGUUGAGAAUAAGACUUGCUUAUAUAAUCAAUAUGAAUCAAUUGGAUAUUUUAAUAUAUUAUUUGCACACAAAUUCCUUUUUUUUUCUAAUCCAUCGCAAAUCAAAUUCUAUUCACACAUUUCGAGCGCGAUAUUUAUUUUAUAAGAAAACUUUUUGUAAGAAAUAUAGCCCCCCGCCCUCCCCAAACCAGAUGCAUCGUAUUUUUGUGCGUGUAAUAUGUAUAUGAUAAAGAUACUAACGAGAGUUUGCCGGACACCAGUAAGAGAGCUAGACAUCGACUGGAAUUGCAGGAGAGAGCUCCGUAACUGACAAUGAGCGUACUCUCUGCGCCGGGUUCGACGCUGAGGAUAGGCACCUCGGGAUGAUCGAAGAGGAAAUGAUGGGUGAGCGCUGAGAAGGCGACAUUCAUCGAGCAGUCAAGACGCGGACAACGUAUGGGUCUCCGGGAACAUUCGACGGAGGACACUAGAGAAGAAUUUUUGACCUUAAUUUCAGAGCUCUUCGUUUGUUCCUCUCGUUGCGGAUUGCCUUGAUCGUGAUCAACGACCGCGAACGAGAUCGUAUCCGAUUCAUCAUCUGUCGCCUCGAGCAUUGUUUUGUUAAAGUUACAAGCCCACCGAUUGCGACGCAAUUUCGAUAUGGAAUGAGACGACGGUGGUUGCAGGUACAUCAUGAUCGGUCUAUCGUACGUUCUCGUGGGUACGCAAUCACUGUGAUCUCUAUUUUGUGAGAAACUUGUAUGCGAUCUUCGACACUGAAAGUGUUCUACACCUACGAAAAUUGAAACACGUCUCUUUUUUUAGAUAUUUAAUUUGUUUGAAAAAAAUGUGUUGAGCUUAAUGAUAAUUAAUCGGCGCGUAUUUAAUAAUCGACUUCCACCGAUUAAUUAUUGUCACCAUAUAUAUUAUGCUUGAUUUAUCACUUAAAGACUUUUAAAAAUGUUCCAAGAUUUCUUAAAAGUUAUCCUAGGUUUUUUAACAUUAAUUCCUUCUGAAGAAAUAAAUAUUGGAUCGCAAGAGUAACAAUUUUGACUACAUUUGCGUUAAAGGUAUGAUUUUGAAAAGUUCAAAAGUGCUAAGAAGACAUAAAAGAAAUUUUCUGAAAAUCCCAAAAUUCUUUUUAGCUACAAUUAUACGUAUAAUUAUGGCUAAAGAUGGUUGAGUCUUUUAUUGACCUGAUCGGACUGAAAAUUUUCGGACGCAAUGUUGACACAACAAAUAGCUUUCGUACGGAUUUUGCUCGGAAUCGUCGACACUUUCGCUGAAAUUUAUGUCAUUGAUGAUAAUGUGACAAAUUGCGCAUUCUCCAAUCUGCGUAUCGUCUUGUUCGUUUUUUCCUUCUUUCUCUUCGCUAUUUGUAUUUGUUCUUUGUACGUCUGCGCGACCUUCCUCAUCUUCAUUAAUUUCCUCUUUUACAUCCUCCGCAUCAUCUUCUGUAAUUUCGC